GGCAGAUAAAAAAACAAUAUGCGAAUAAACAAAUAAAUACCGUUACGAGAAAGUGCCACGUGUUACCCUACAUGGCAACAAGGCAUCGCAUUUUGGAACCAUCCAUCAUUCACCCACAACCCCACUCUCUCUUCUCUUCCCAUGGCGUUUCUUCAUCACCAUCACCACCACCAUCAUCAUCACCAUCAUCAUCAUCAUCAUCUUCUUCAUCUUCCUAUUCAAUUUAAUCUUCCUUAUUGAAAUUCCCUCUUCAAUCUCUUUCCUUUUCCAUCUCUCAGCUCACUACUCUCAAUAAACAAAUCUCAAUAACUAAUAAGUGUGUGUGUGAGAAAGAGAGAACCAAAAACGUUACGUGACUUUACCCAAUCCCAUCAAAUAUUUUUUCAUUGGGUCAUUUUUCCACUCUUAAAUUUCGAAUUUUGAUAUCUGGGUAAUUCCUAUUCCCCAUCUCAGGUAUAUCGCUACUUCUCCUCCAUAUUUAGAUCUAUACUCAGAGGCCCUUCAAAUCUUUUCGUGUUUCUAAAUUAUUAAUGUAAUAAUUAUUAUUAUUGUUCUUGUUAUUGGUUUGUGGUUGAUCUGAAAAACGUGAUUGGUUUUUUAUUUUCAUUUUGUUUUUGAUUUUGUAAUGUUAAAAGCACUUGUGUGGUUGGUUCAUGUUGGAGGUUUGUGAAACUUUAUGAUGUGAUGUGUAAUAAAGUGUUUCAAUGUUUGAGCGAGUCUGAGUCUGUAAUUGAUCAUAGACAACACUUUAUCAUGGAUAGUCCCACUGCCAUUCGAUCCCCGGCCACAACCACCGGAUCGGGUGGUUCGAACGACGAUGGCCGGCGUGUCAAAUUCUUGUGUAGCUUUCUAGGUAGCAUAAUGCCACGUCCACAAGAUGGGAAACUGCGUUAUGUUGGUGGAGAGACAAGAAUUGUGAGUGUUUUGAGAGAUAUUAGCUUUGAUGAGUUGAUGGGAAAGAUGAGGGAGUUGUAUGAAGGUGUUGCUGUUUUGAAGUAUCAGCAGCCUGAUGAAGAUCUUGAUGCCCUUGUUUCUGUUGUUAAUGAUGAUGAUGUGGUUAACAUGAUGGAAGAGUAUGACAAGUUAGGUUCAGGAGAUGGGUUCACUAGGCUUAGGAUUUUCUUGUUUUCGCAAUCCGAACAGGAUGGUUCACACUUUAUUGAUGGGGAUGAUUCUGAGAGGAGGUAUGUGGAUGCAUUGAAUAGUUUAAAUGAUGCUUCUGAGUUUAGGAGAUUGCAACAAAUGGAGUUUCCUAUGGUCGAGGAUAUCCAUGUGCCUGAUCAGUUCAUUAAUCCGAUCAGCGUCGAGAAUGGGAUUCAUAGCCAAAGAAGUGGGGAAAUAGCAAUGUCCCAAUACAAUUUGCAUCAUAUCCCUAUCCAGCACCAGCAGCAACCUAUGAACCAGAGGUAUAGCGAAAUUGAUGCUCCGUGGAAUCCUGCUUAUUACUCUCCUAGACAUCAUGGUCAGUGUCUCCAUGACUCCAGAUCAUUGGUUGAGUUCCCAUCUUCUCCUUCUGGCACAAGGUACCGUAUGCCGUUUCCUGAGAUGCCAGAUAAGGGCACUGAUAGAGUGUCGGAUGAGUAUGCUCGACAUCAUGUAAAUCAUCAUCCUAUGUACGACCCACAGUAUCCCGAAAAUGUUGUUUGGAUGCCAACUGGAGCACCACCACAGGGUGAUAAGUCUGGUUUUCCAGGCAACAUUCUUCAUGGUUCCCAUGCUCAUGAUGGGAAUAGUAUAUGCGAGCAUUGUCGCAUGAGUUUUCAGAGACCUCCACCGCAUUUGGAACAUCCUAAUAUACUUCCACCUGUUGCCAUUCCAUGUCAAGAAUGCCACCCAAGUAUGGAUGCUCUCACAGUGAAUGCUGAUGCCAAGUUACAGCCUGCUAUGUAUCCUAAUGAACAAAAUAGUGAUCCUAGGUCUGUUUAUAACGAUUCUCAGAAUCUCGAGAGAGGAUGGGGUUUGCAGCGUCAGAGUUCUUCUAGGGCUGAGGAACCAAGAGGACAUGUCUCUGGAUCAGGAAGAGUGAAUGAUCAUUUUGUUGGUGAUGUUCCUAUCAUUAAUUUCCCUCCCGGACAUGGUAGUAUGAUCGAUGGACACACUUUUCCUUCCAAUCACGUUCAUCAACAAGCUGGACCUGAAUUAGGCGUUGAACUGUUUCCUGACCAAGCCAUGGCUGCUUUACCACAUCUACAAAUUCCUCCUUUGGAAGAACCCAUUGUGCAGUAUGGAAAUACUACUUCUCCUUAUGGAGUAGAUAAUAAUUACGCCAUGCCUCGUGGACACGCGCCUGGUUAUACUCUCUGGAGAAAUGGUCCAACUCCGGUUCAUAUUGGACCACAGCACGAGGUAACUACUCUACCUCAGCCGGUUGACGGUGUUAUGAAUGCUGGAAUAAUCAGGGGAGAGGGCAAUCCAGGAUUUUUUGUUGGACCAGAUAGCCAAAGUGUUUGGGUUGAUUCCUCACAGAAAUUUCCGGGUCAUGAUGUGUCAGCCAUCCCUGAAUACCCUUAUGCAAAUGUGCCAAAGUUGAAUCCGGUGGCCAUUGGUCAGGAAAAUCAACCUCCAGUUAUCGUAGAUGUCAUUCAUCCCCCACAGGACAUAAUUGCUGGUGCCUGCUUGGAAUCUAUGCAGCUGCAACAACCAUCUUUUAAUAUGGUUCGCAAUAAUGAAGUUUUGAAAAACGAUACUCAUUUGACUGAAGCGAUGGGUUUGCAAUCUUCAAGUUUGCUUGGGGAAGGAAAAGAGGCAAAAAAUGAGGACAAGGUUGAGAACACUAAUGUGCAAAGUAUAUCUUUUAAAGAGCAAAAUCAAAUUGUUGAAGAUGUAUCCAACACAGCCGCUUCUGUUGUGGAAUGUAAUAAGUGUGGAGAUGCUGAGAAGCUGGCUGAUAAGGACUGUUCUCCUCGUGAAGAUUCUAAGGAUUUAGCUGAUCAAUUCAUUUUCUUGCCUGAGUUGAUUGCUUGUGUUAAAAAGGCUGCAUUAGAAAGUCACGACGAGGUGAAACCUACAGCUGAAGAGCACGAUGGCUCUCAGAAGCACAAUUCAAUUGCCAAAGAAGAAACAGAAAAUGAAGUUGAACCAGUGAAUGCUCAUGGUGAUGUAGAAUUGGACACCGAAAACGACCAUGUAGAUACUUCUAAAAUUGAGCCUACAAAGGCUGAGGCAGAAGCAAUUGCUAGGGGAUUGCAGACGAUUAAAAAUGAUGAUUUGGAGGAGAUCCGUGAGCUAGGUACUGGAACUUAUGGGGCUGUUUAUCACGGGAAAUGGAAAGGUUCUGAUGUUGCCAUUAAGAGAAUAAAAGCCAGUUGUUUUGCUGGAAGACCAUCUGAAAGAGCAAGAUUGAUUGCAGAUUUCUGGAAGGAGGCAUUGAUGCUGAGUUCAUUGCAUCAUCCGAAUGUUGUCUCCUUCUAUGGUAUUGUUCGUGAUGGUCCUGAUGGGUCUUUAGCAACAGUGACAGAAUUCAUGGUUAAUGGAUCUUUGAAACAGUUCUUGCAUAAGAAAGACAGAACGAUAGAUCGUCGGAAGAGGCUCAUUAUAGCCAUGGAUGCUGCAUUUGGGAUGGAGUAUUUGCAUGGAAAGAACAUUGUGCAUUUUGAUUUGAAAUGUGAGAAUCUAUUGGUUAAUAUGAGAGAUCCACAACGGCCUGUCUGCAAGAUUGGUGAUUUAGGUCUAUCAAAAGUUAAACAGCAUACUCUAGUGUCUGGAGGGGUACGCGGAACUUUGCCAUGGAUGGCACCUGAACUUCUUAGCGGGAAAAGCAAUAUGGUGUCGGAGAAGAUCGAUGUUUACUCGUUCGGGAUAGUCAUGUGGGAAUUACUCACAGGGGAUGAACCUUAUGCUGAUUUGCAUUGUGCUUCAAUAAUAGGAGGAAUUGUGAACAACAGUUUGCGUCCUCAAAUCCCGACAUGGUGCGAUCCUGAGUGGAAGUCUCUAAUGGAAAGUUGUUGGGCUUCUGAUCCUACAGAAAGACCAUCGUUUUCCGAAAUCUCGAAGAAGCUAAGGAGUAUGGCUGCUUCAAUGAAUGUGAAAUAGUCAAUUGAUCUGGAAACAAUCAAUUUCCCUUCUUACAUUAUAUGUAGCCUAGAAUUGGUGUAAUAAUCGAAGGGAAAUAAGGCGAAUCAUGUUUCUUCCAGUUCAAGGCGCCAACAAGCUCCUUGCUUUAAAAGGGAAAACUAUAUAUUUAAAGGAGUAUAUUCAAGCUUAUAAAAGCUUGUUGUAUGUAAUAUCAUGCCUUGGUUUAGUCUAGACAGACUUAUAUUAUUGCCUUUAGUGGUAUUUAGCGUAGUGCAGUUAAUGCACUAUAUAGCAUGGAUUUUCUCGGGUAGCGGCGUGGUGCUCUGAAGAAAACAAAGCUAGAUGUGGAAUAUCAUUAUAUCACACUUUUUACACGUGAUCAUGGCCAUGGUAGCGAUAAUUUUAGUUUUAUGAUCCACUGAGGAGGAACCAUGCUUUAUGGAGGGAUGUGUAUAUAUUUAACAAACAUGUCUCUUGUGCUUCAUAUGGAGAGGAUAAUGAUGAAUUAUGCUUCCCAUGUUCAGAUGGAGCAAAUUCAUUUUUGUCAUCAACAUUUUAUUGAAUUGCUUAAAUAUAAUUAUAUGAUAUAUAUUCUUAAUGAUAUGAAUUUGCAUGCUCAA
This is a messenger RNA of Cicer arietinum (chickpea), 4634 nucleotides long. RefSeq lists its product as uncharacterized. Lineage: Eukaryota; Viridiplantae; Streptophyta; Magnoliopsida; Fabales; Fabaceae. Gene Ontology annotation, molecular function: ATP binding; protein binding; protein kinase activity. Gene Ontology annotation, cellular component: cytoplasm. Gene Ontology annotation, biological process: signal transduction; protein phosphorylation. The record is from RefSeq and is a predicted model, not a curated record.